AUGAAUAAACAGACAUUGGCAGAAUUCCAAGAACACUUGAAAAAGUCACGACGGAUAGUAGCGUUGGUUGGUGCAGGGCUAUCGGUUCUGUCCGGCUUGCCUACCUUCAGAGGAGCUGAAGGCUUAUGGAAAAAUUUCAAUAUGAUCGAUCUUGCCACACCAGAUGCAUUUUAUAUAGACCCCGGCUUAGUGUGGCAGUUUUACUCAUGGAGAAGGUACUCAGCUUUGGCAGCAAAACCCAAUAGGGGGCACUUGGCAUUGGCGAAGCUCUCUAACUUACCCCAAACCAACUUCAUCACAAUUACUCAAAACGUAGACGGUCUACUGGCUAGAUCAGGGCACAAUCUGGAUAAUUUGUACGAGAUCCAUGGGUCUUUGUUCACGUUGAAGUGUACCAGUUUCAUGUGCAACUACAUUGAAUACAACAACUUCAAGGCACCCUUGACUCCUGCUCUACGUGGAACAGAACAUGAGUUCCUAAAGAGUCUGCUUGAUUCUGAGAGCCCAGAAUUCUCGCCAGUGAAACAAAUGAAGGACUCUGAACUACCCCAGUGUCCAGUAUGCAAGUCCUCUGGAACGCAGUCGAUACUUAGGCCCGGCGUGGUUUGGUUCGGCGAGCUGUUGCCCAUGCAAGAAUUGAAUGAAAUCGAUGAUUUCUUAGAAAGUGAAGAGGGUCCCGUAGACUUGAUUUUGGUAAUUGGAACUAGUGGUACUGUCUAUCCUGCUAAUAGCUAUGUGGAUAGAGUUAGGCUACAAGGCGGAAAAGUAGCUAUUUUCAACACUGAUAUUGACGAAUCUGAGAUUGAAGGGAAGGAUGGGGUUUGGGGGUUUAAGGGAGACGCUGCGGAGUUGCUACCUGUAGUACUUGAGCCGUUGAUUGGUGAGGUGAAACAGCCUUAG
Dujonia railenensis is the source of this 900-nucleotide messenger RNA. NCBI's taxonomy places the organism in Eukaryota, Fungi, Ascomycota, Pichiomycetes, Serinales, Debaryomycetaceae. The record is from the annotation of a GenBank genome assembly.